Messenger RNA from Rasamsonia emersonii CBS 393.64, 2052 nucleotides. RefSeq lists its product as uncharacterized. The record is from RefSeq and is a predicted model, not a curated record. Gene Ontology annotation, biological process: endoplasmic reticulum unfolded protein response. The coding region runs from base 1 to 2052 and encodes 683 amino acids. Gene Ontology annotation, molecular function: protein binding. The transcript has 2 exons. NCBI's taxonomy places the organism in Eukaryota, Fungi, Ascomycota, Eurotiomycetes, Eurotiales, Trichocomaceae.
AUGGCUUCAGAUACGACCACUGCGGGGGAUGCUUCGGCAGUACCUGCGGAGGAAGCUCCUCGCACAGUAGUCCUCCAUGUUCUUUCUCCCUCUCUCGAGAACCGGCUCACCUUCGACAAUCUUCCUCUCACGACCACUGUCGGGGCUCUCAAAGAGCGCAUUACACAGUCGAUUCCGAGCAGACCCUCUGCGGCCCAGCAGAGGCUGAUCUAUCGUGGAAAAGCUCUCCUGGAUGACAAUGUGACGCUGCAAAACAUACUUGAACCGCCGACUGACCCAGUACAUUCGCUCCACCUCGUCCUUCCACCUAGGCAAUCCGCAUCUAGCAGCGCAAAUACAUCUGCUAGCGCUAGCUCCAAUCCUCCUGCUGGAGAAUCUCCAGCCGCCCCUGGAUCACGAAAUCCUCCGUCCUUGAAUAUGCCGCCUUCCCAGAACAUCUUUCGGACUACUCAAACCUUUCGUUUCAGAACGACUUUGAAUCAGCCUGCUACUGCCACUCCGCCUGGCCAAUUAGACUUGGAUCUAGCAAAUGCUACAGAGUCUCUGCUGCGCAAUCUUGAGACUCUUCGUCGGCAGCUUGAAAGUCAGACCCAAGCUAGAAGGCAGCAGCAACAGCAGCAACAGCAACAACAGAACCAGUCGAUACUCGCUACAGGUCGCUCUCCUGGGCUUUCGAACAAUUCUCCGUUUCAAUCCCUACCGUCUCAUCUGCGCCCGUUCGCUCCCUCACCACCGCCUGGCAAUAAUUUGCACCCACCCGCUGGUGGAGGUUUCCAAUCGAUGCCAAACUUUUCCAUGUCCUCAAAUACAAGGGGCCCAGCUUCCACAGGCAAUUCUGAUCCCAUCUUCGGAGCCCAAACUGCUCUGCAGUCUCUAGAGAUGGAAACCAGGCGUUUGAGACUUUUCGCCCUACAGCAACAGGUUAGCGCAUUUGAAGGUCAAAUUGCCAGAGGAAUCCCUCCACCAAUCGAUAGCAUUAUUUCCGUUCGAAACCAGUUAUACAGUAUCAUUGAUGAUCAAUAUCGCAACGUCAAUGCACCAAGGGAUGGUCAGGCUGAGGCACUGCUCUCGCGCACACUGAACGUUUACGUCCGUGCCGAUCAACUCCGAGUACUCCAAGCGCGACGGGCCGUCGCUGUCCAGGCGGAUGGCGCCAAUCCUGCAACAGGCAAUGGACCACAAUAUCCACUCUACCUGCUUGCGUCUCCUUCUGGCUAUCAAGCGGUGCUGGUUUCGCCCGCGGGCCUAGCGGUACUGCAACCCUCUCCGACUGUUACGGUGCCACAACAGACAUCCAGUAUGCCGGCUGGUGUAAGACAAGAUCCCGCUCCGGUGAUACCUCCAAAUCCUGUCCAGCCUGCGAUGGAGAACGUUGUUAGACAAGCCGUCCUCAACCAGGCAGCCGAAAAUAAUCAGCAGGAUGUGGUCGCUCGGAACGCGAGACGUGUUUGGCUGUUCAUCCGACUGUACUUUUUCUGCUACCUCUUCAGCGAAUCUGGGACAUGGUCGAGGUUUAUCUUCGUCACAUUAGCGAUCUUGAUCUCUCUUCUCUCCGAGACUGGGUUUCCUCAGCGUCUUCACAGGGCGAUCGUCGAUCCAGUGCAACGACACCUGGAGGGACUUGUCCACGCAGGCGGUGAGGAGCCAGUGCGGCCAACGGGCAAUAACGGCAAUGAAGCGGAUCUCCGUGCAAAUAGACCCGGUCUGAAUGGGAACCUGGCUCCGCCGGCUGCGAAUCGUGAAGCCCAGCGUCCGAUCAUUCCUGCAGAAAUGCAGCAGGGUCUUAGACGUGUGGAGAGAGCUGUAGCGUUGUUUAUUGCCAGUCUGGUGCCUGGAGUGGGAGAGAGACAUGUCGAAGUGAGGAACGCCGCUGCUGAGGCCGCUCGCAACGCAGAACGUGCACGCGAGGAAGAACGGCGUCGAAACGAAGAGCGGGUCGGCGAGUCCGGCGGCGCUAAUAACGAGCAAGCGCAAGCUUCAGAAGGCUCCUCGGCACAGAAUAGAAAUUCCACUACAGCGAUACCCCGGGAUGAUGCAGCUGGACGAGACUAG